Messenger RNA from Thlaspi arvense, 1149 nucleotides. Lineage: Eukaryota; Viridiplantae; Streptophyta; Magnoliopsida; Brassicales; Brassicaceae. The record is from the annotation of a GenBank genome assembly.
CAACAAAUAAAACAUAUUCUUGACCAACUCUCUUCAGAGAUUCAAGAUGCCAAUUUUAGAGAAAUCUUCUGGUAAUCUUAAUAAUAUUAAUAAUAAGAGGUUGGUUGUUAAGAAGCUUUUCGCUAGACAGCAACACGAAGGCUUUGGAGCUGUUGUAAGAAGAAGCAUCGGAAGGUUUGAGUUAAGAUACUUCGACCCAUUUCUUGUUUUGGAUGAAUUCUCAGUUUCGUCUCCUUCAGGGUUCCCAGAUCAUCCACACAGAGGAUUUGAGACCGUCACUUACAUGUUAGAGGGAGAAAUUUUGCAUGAGGACUGUGAAGGACACAAAGGAGUAAUAAGAGAAGGAGGAUUACAAUGGAUGACUGCAGGUAAAGGCAUUGUUCACUCUGAAAUGCCUUCUUCUAAUGCUAAUGGUAUUACUCACAACAAAGGCUUGCAGCUUUGGAUCAAUCUCUCCUCAAAGCACAAACUAGUGGAGCCGAGUUAUCAAGAGAUAGAGAGCAAAGACAUAGCAGAAGCAGAGAAAGAUGGUGUGAGAGUGAGAGUUAUAGCUGGAGAAUGGAAUGGAGUUAAGUCAAAGAUCUGUACAAGAACACCAACAAUGUAUUUAGACUUCAUUCUCUCGCCGGGUUCUCGAAUCUCUCAGCCCAUUCCACUUCACUGGAACGCGUUUGUCUAUGUGCUUCAAGGCCAAGGCCAUUUUGGGGAUGCCAGGUCACAGGCUGCGGCGCAUCACUUGCUGAUUCUAGGCCAAGGUGGUGACCGGUUAGAGGCUUGGAACAGUUCUGAUUCCGGUUUGCCACUUCGGUUUAUUCUUGUGGGUGGUGAGCCUAUAAAUGAACCAAUGGUUCAGUUUGGUCCUCUCGUUAUGAACACACAAGAAGAGAUUGAUCAGACCGUUGAUGAUAUUGAGAAUUUUACAAAUGGGUUUGAAAAAGCUAGACACUGGAGGUCUCAAGCUGCUUCUGCCUUAGGAUUGUUCUAAUUUUUUUUUUUGCUAAUUUAUUUUCAUAUUUUUUUUGUACCUUUUUCGUUUUCUCUCUAUUUCUGUAUCCAAUAUUUAUUGUUUUAAUUAAUUGUAUUUUUUUUUUAUGUUUCCCACAACUAUCAGAAAAAGUAAAUGCCUCUUAUCUACGUUAUCUACAUUUG